Messenger RNA from Rhincodon typus (whale shark), 1500 nucleotides. Its product is annotated as 2'-5'-oligoadenylate synthase 1A-like. Gene Ontology annotation, molecular function: 2'-5'-oligoadenylate synthetase activity; double-stranded RNA binding; protein binding. The record is from RefSeq and is a predicted model, not a curated record. The annotation marks the transcript as partial. The transcript has 7 exons. Gene Ontology annotation, biological process: regulation of ribonuclease activity; defense response to virus; negative regulation of viral genome replication. Gene Ontology annotation, cellular component: nucleoplasm; cytosol; membrane. NCBI's taxonomy places the organism in Eukaryota, Metazoa, Chordata, Chondrichthyes, Orectolobiformes, Rhincodontidae.
GGCGGAGCUCUGUGCCGUGCGCGGGGUCACGUGCCUGUACGAUUGACGGCGCCGGUCGGUUUCGGGCUGUGACGCACGCAGGGGACGGGAACGGAGAUCUUUGGGGCGAGGCCCUGGCAGAUCAUGUGAUCUUGAAGACGGCCGUUGCUGACACCGCGUCGCAUGCGCAUUAUCACGACCGGUAGUUUCCCGGGAUCGGGCUCCUAGAUGGAUCGGGAGGAGAGAUGUUGGCGGGAAUUUCAAAGGCUUGAUGUGAAACUUGGGAGGAUGGAUUUAUAUAGAAUUGAACCGUCGCAGCUAGAUGAUUUCAUUAAACAAAAUCUGAGGCCGACUAAAUUUUUUGAGGACGUGAAAAACGCAGUGCGUAGAAUAUCUUAUUUAUUAAGGAAUCAAUGUUUUAACAAUCAACCUGAGAUCAAAGUUAUCAGAGCCGUUAAAGGAGGGUCUUCAGGCAAAGGAACAGCUUUAAGGAAUGGUUCAGAUGCAGAUCUUGUUGUCUUCCUCAGCUGUUUCCAGAGUUUUCAGGAGCAGAGAAACACAAGGCAGGAAAUUCUAGAAGAAAUUCAGGAAGUACUGAAAAAGUGUGCAUUGAGCAUUGCCUAUGAGAUCAGUGAUAUCAGCAUAAGUUUCACACAGAACAGCAACAUUCCACCAAAAUCUUUGAGCUUUGCUGUAAAAUCAAGGAAAAAUUCGAGCAGUGUGAAUUUUGAUGUUUUGCCAGCCUUCGAUGUAUUAGAGGGAUCAUACGAUGCAAACGAAGCCCAUCUCAAGCUAAUGGAAUUUGUAAGUGAAUAUGGCGACCCAUGUGGGGAAUUUUCUGCCUGUUUUACUGAGCUUCAGAGGAAGUUUGUGAAGCAACGUGAUGAGAAACUUAAAGACUUGAUUCGCCUGCUAAAACAUUGGUACAAAGAGUAUGUCAAGCCACGGAAAUCUGAGCUGGCUUCUGGUGAGCGUCUGCCUGCUAAGUAUGCAGUGGAGCUGCUGACUAUCUACGCCUGGGAGCAAGGUGGCGGGAGUGAAAGAUUUGUCACUGCUGAACGUUUCCGCACAGUCCUUGAACUGAUCUGCAGCUAUCGAAAUCUGCAUAUUUACUGGACUGACAACUACAAUGUCAACAAUCAAGUCAUUGCAAACUUUCUAGUUAAGAAACUUCGUGGGAGCAGACCAAUAAUUCUUGACCCAGCCGAUCCAGCUAAUAAUGUGGCUUCAUCUGCUGGAUGGCAUGUGAUGGUCAACGAGGCCAGGAAAUGGCUUCAUUCUCUGUGUGUCUCUGGAGUCCAACUGUGGAAGGUCCAGCCAAUGCCACAGUUUAAAAUUGCUGUAUUUAUCCUGGAUGGUCCCUCAUUAGACCUGAUGGCCAAUAUCGACACCAACAUCUCAAUGAUCAAGAAUCAAAUCCAGCGAAACUGGAACAUUCCAAUUCACCAUCAACGCCUGAUGUUCAAUGAAACCAUUCUGAACGAUGGCAAAACCUUAUUGGAUUCUGGAAUAUUCUUUCAA